GCCGCUAUUUGCGGCCUUUGGCUGUCAAUCACCGGGUCCCGGUUGGUGAUUACUCGCCGACAAACGGUGAUCGAGGAGGAUUACCAACAGAGGAAGAGAACUGUAUCUAAACAAUACAGAUCUCUCCCCUGUCAGCUCCUGCACACUGCUAUGCAUGGCUUUGCAUAGCAGAGCUAGUGAAGCACACACACAGCACACAGUAAAAUAGCACAGUUAACCCUUUGAUCGCCGCAAAUGUUAACCCCUUCCUGCCCAGUGCCAUUAGUACAGUGUCAGUGCUUUUUAUUAGCACUGAUCAUCGUAUUGGUGUCACUGGGAAUGUCAGUGACACCAAGUCAGUUCCCCCCCCAGUGUCAGAAUGCCCGCCGCAGUCUCGCUAUAGGUCGCUGA
Staurois parvus is the source of this 390-nucleotide messenger RNA. Lineage: Eukaryota; Metazoa; Chordata; Amphibia; Anura; Ranidae. The record is from the annotation of a GenBank genome assembly.